ACACGGGACACAGGAAAAUCAAGUUUGAUCAGCGAAAUAUUUUUUUUAGUCAUCAAUUUAAAGUUCUGCAGUAUAUACGUGUCGGUAAUUAAUUGAAAUUGCCUUGAAACAUCGUGUGCGCAUCCAAUUUCCUAGUACGAGUGGUGAUAAGUGAUUAAUCUUUAGAUUAAGUAACAUACUAUCACAGCAAACUAAUUAAUUUCGCAAUGGUUAUAGAGAAAAUUUGCUGCUUAGGGGCGGGCUACGUCGGCGGCCCUACAUGCAGUGUUAUAGCGCUGAAAUGCCCGAAUAUCAAGGUAACUGUUUGUGACAAAAGCGAAGAGAGAAUACGCCAGUGGAAUUCUGAAAAACUGCCGAUUUACGAGCCUGGAUUAGACGACGUGGUGAGACAAUGUCGCGGAAGAAACCUAUUCUUUUCUACGGAUAUAGUGAACAGUAUUCAAGAGGCCGAUCUGAUAUUUAUUUCCGUGAACACGCCGACGAAAACGAUAGGAAACGGCAAGGGUAGGGCGGCCGAUUUGAAAUUUGUCGAAGGCGCUGCUAGAAUGAUAGCUGAUAUAGCUACGAGCAACAAAAUUGUCGUUGAGAAAAGCACUGUGCCGGUGAAAGCUGCGGAAAUAAUAAUGAAAAUACUUCGUGCUAAUACAGGGCCGGGAGUGCAGUAUCAGAUUUUGUCUAAUCCGGAGUUUUUGGCGGAAGGAACAGCUAUUGUUGAUCUGGUGGAGGCAGAGAGGGUGCUGAUUGGUGGCGAGGACACACCGGAGGGCCAGAGAGCUAUUCAGGAGCUGUGCUGGGUCUACGAACACUGGAUACCGGCAAAGAAUAUAAUAAAAACAAAUACUUGGAGUUCCGAGUUGUCCAAAUUAGCCGCGAAUGCCUUUUUGGCACAGCGGAUCUCGAGCAUUAACUCCUUGUCGGCUGUGUGUGAAGGUACCGGUGCUGAUGUCUCUGAAGUAGCCCGCGCUAUUGGCCGAGACUCCCGUAUUGGCCCGAAAUUCCUUGAAGCCUCAAUUGGCUUUGGAGGCAGCUGCUUCCAGAAAGACAUCUUAAAUCUCAUCUAUUUAUGUGAAAGCUUACAUUUGCCAGAAGUAGCAGCUUAUUGGCAACAAGUUGUAAACUUGAAUGAGUAUCAGAAGACCAGGUUUACUCGCAAAGUCAUUGAAGCAUUAUUCAACACUGUCAGUGAUAAAAAGAUAGCCAUACUCGGCUUUUCGUUCAAGAAAAACACAGGUGAUACCCGUGAAUCGCCUGCGAUUUGCGUAUCCAGCACUUUAUUAGACGAAGGUGCUAAACUACACAUAUACGAUCCAAAAGUUGAGUAUGAACAGAUCAUGUAUGAGCUAACAAACCCGUACGCAACAUCGGAUCCGGAGAAAGUGAAACGGAAUGUUGAAAUCCAUGAUUCUGCGUACUCAGCUGUAGCUGGGGCUCAUGCAAUUGUUUUGUGUACGGAAUGGGACGAGUUUAAGGAGUUGGAUUAUAAGAGAAUAUACGAUGUGAUGAUGAAGCCGGCUUAUAUGUUUGAUGGAAGGAAGAUAUUGGACCACGACAAGCUUCUGAGCAUCGGUUUCCACGUGCAGACAAUAGGAAAGAAAUUGGGAAGGGCUAGCAGUAUUAGAGCGCAAGGGAGUCAGACCAUGCCCUAGGGUUUAGGUUCCGUCAAAGAAGAUGCAGUUUCAAUUUCAAUAACACUUUAAAUCACUACCAUCUCAGCUGUAUUGAGUGCAUUGCUAAAUAUAAGCAGGACAUACAUACAUAUAGUCACGUCCAUAUCCCUUGCGGGGUAGACAGAGCCAAUAUUCUUGAAAACUGAUAGGCCGUGUUCAGCUUUUUGUCUUGAUGAUAGAAUGUUGAUGAAAGAAAUUUGAUGAUAGAAAUAUUUGCAAGACAUGUCCGAAAAAUUCCAUCCUGACGGGUUAGUAAAUAGAUGGCUAAUAAACUUGGGAUUAUUCUUGUAAAGAAUAGAAUAGAUUUAUUUUUGACUUAUUGACGUCACAUCACUUAAAUCUAAUUAUAACUACUGCCGCGUCCAAAGCGCAUGUGUAGAAGAAGUAGUGGAAAAAACUACACUGUACCAUUUUCACCGGACGUCAAUUUAUAAAUACAGAUCUCUUAAAUCUAAAUCGUGGACGAAUGCACAUUGUCUACAUUAAAAACAUGAAUGAAUGUAAAAAUAAGAAUGCGAUCGGCCAGCAACCUAUCACAAAAAGGUGGUUCUCAGUUUGACCUGUAUGUAUGUAUGUUUGUUCGCCAAUAUCUCGCGUUCGGCUGAACGUUUCUCGCGUUUCGCUUGACGUUUCUCGCGUUUAGCUGGACGUUUCUCGUGUUUGGCUGAACGUUUCUCGCCAUUAGUUUUUGAUGCGGUUUUCAGGAAAGUGUUUGUGUGCACUUAGAAAAGUUUUUAGUUAAUUAACCGACGUCAAAAAAGGAGGAUAUCGAUUGGAGGUUCUCGUUUUGAAAAAGUUAUUUUUACAACUGAGAUGUUAAUGGUAUCUUAUAUUGUAAUAUAUUUUUGUAUGCCUUUAACUGUAAGGAUAAGGACGUAUUAUUUUUAGAAUAAUUAUGUUAGUGACACAGUUAGAAUGAUGAUCAUUGUAUAAAAUACAUAUCUUUUUUUGAAUUUGUGGAAAAAAAAAUCAUUUAUUUAAGAAAAAAUAUGACGUCGCUUGAAUGACUUUUCUCAUUCCAUCUCUUUCAAAUUGAGCUGAUUAGAAAGAGAUUAUUACUCUUUGUGUUCUCCUCCGUUUUAGUAACAUUUGUAUUACAUCAAAGGUCAAUCUAGGUUAUUUCUUUUUUUUUUAAUGAUUAUAGAGUUUGUAUACGAGAUUGUGUGUUCAUCUUUGAAGUGUGCUAAUAUGAACUGAAUACUGUGUGGAUGGCCCGUGUAAAUAGGGCCAAUCCUGCGGGGAGCGUAACCGAAAAAAGAAAGAAGUGUGAGAAAAAGAAAUGGAAAAAUAUGAUAUAACUCAAGGCUAGACGACCGUAUAACUAGGCAGUUUAAAGGUACUCACCAAAAUCCACCGUGCAGAAGAAAUCCUCGCAGCGAGGGUUCUGGGAGGCUUCCAAGUUAUGCCGGCCGGCUAUUGUGAAGUCCUUGAAUAACACUGAUAAUGAAAAGAAGGGUCUUAUCGGUCCAACCACUGUGUCAUUAAAUAUGGAUUUGAAUUUAUUUUCAUUUACCUUGUAAGAGUGCUGUAUUUUAUUUUUAAAUUGCGUAUUUGUCACAAAGUAUAUUUUAAUUAUUUCUUAUUUCAACUUGACCGGUUUUUAACAUUGUUUAAGUUAUUUUUAAUUACCCCGUGGUGUAGUUGUUGGCACGCCCACUCUCGCGCGGGAUGAUCUGGGUUUAAAUUUAGUUUAGUUAUAUAAUUUGUUAUAAAAAAAAAAUUGUGCACUAAGUCGCAGAAUAUUCGGACACAGUACGCUCAUUUAUUAGCGAGAUUUCGUCUGAAUACGCUUGGACUCCUUUUUUAAAUUUAUUUAUGUACACAUAAUUAUAUACAGGAGUAUUUAAUACAGUAAUUCUAGUACAGAGUUGAUACUUAUUUCAAUAGAAAUCUCUUCCAGUAGACCCGUGAGAGGAGAGAUGAAUUUUGGAGCGGUAUGGCGUGUGCAUAAAUAUCGUUUAACAUAUUUAACUUAACAUACAUGCUAACACUUACAUAAUUAACCAUGGAAUAAUAAAAUAAAUGACAAUAAUAAACUUUUUAUUUUUGUUGAAUAAAACGGUAAACUUUUGACUCCCUAUUUUUUUUUUCUAAUUAUUUGGAACAAGAAUCAGAUUUUAAAUUCCCCCUUUUAAUAUGCAACGCGAUUUAUCAGACACCCUGUAUAUGUAGAGGAAGCGACGGAACGAACAAUAACUAAUAAUAUGACAGAGUAUGCUUACCUUACCCAUGGUGGCAUGGAAAAGGCGUCGGAUAAAUGCUUCACAAAAUUUUCAUAUACAGAAUAAUUGUACAUUUUAAUACAGUUCUUCGUAUACUUUUAUUUACUAUACCAUGGAUCGCAUGUUAAUAUUGUGGAUUCAUUUAAAUUUACUUAAUUGUCAUUGUCAAAAUUAAUCAAAAGAUGUUAAAAGCUGGUCGACCUGUAAACUGAAAGAGAAUCUUGUGGCUCAAUAUUAUUUUUCUUAGAUUUACAUUUAUUUUUUGUAAUCUGUUCGAAUUUAAAUUUUCCUAUUUAGCGUUAAGUAAUUAUGUAUGUACGAGAUAUACUUAGUUUUAUUUUAUUUUAAUCGACUGCCUACCUUUGUAGGUACAAGAAUUAUAAAUUGCAAUAAGUAUUCAUCAUUUUUAAAUAGUAAAUUGCAUUAUAAAUGUAACUAAAUUAAAAAAAAGAAAUAUCUUUUUAAAGUAUUAUUAUUAAUUUGUAGCCUAAAGGAGAAAACUAUGAUAAAAAAUCCAUUAAAAACUAAUAAAAGAAGCCUUUUUUACACAUUUCUUUUUAUAUUGUACUAAAAAAAUGUAACUGCAUUUAAUUUUUUUCCGAGACGAUACAAAAUUGUAAUGUACAAUCCCGCACAUUCAUAAUAUGUUGAUUUUAUUUAACAUUUCAAACAAAACGUGCAAUCUAAAUGAAUUGGCCGUCACUGCCAUUAAUGUAGUUAGUAUUAUUUUAAUUGCAAAAUGUAUUACUUAUGGUUUAAGAUUAAAUAUAUAUUUAUUUUAAAAAA
Amyelois transitella is the source of this 4675-nucleotide messenger RNA. RefSeq names its product UDP-glucose 6-dehydrogenase (gene sgl). Gene Ontology annotation, cellular component: cytosol; nucleus. Lineage: Eukaryota; Metazoa; Arthropoda; Insecta; Lepidoptera; Pyralidae. Bases 207 to 1646 code for a protein of 479 amino acids. The transcript is spliced from 2 exons. Gene Ontology annotation, biological process: glycosaminoglycan biosynthetic process. Gene Ontology annotation, molecular function: NAD binding; UDP-glucose 6-dehydrogenase activity. The record is from RefSeq and is a predicted model, not a curated record.